This is a messenger RNA of Paramecium tetraurelia, 2328 nucleotides long. RefSeq lists its product as uncharacterized. The transcript is spliced from 4 exons. The record is from RefSeq and is a predicted model, not a curated record. NCBI's taxonomy places the organism in Eukaryota, Ciliophora, Oligohymenophorea, Peniculida, Parameciidae. Gene Ontology annotation, biological process: vesicle-mediated transport; intracellular protein transport. Gene Ontology annotation, molecular function: clathrin binding. Gene Ontology annotation, cellular component: membrane coat; clathrin adaptor complex.
AUGCGUUCAAAUUAUGCAACAAAUACCGAGAAUGGGUCUGCAACUAAACCAUAACAAUAUUUUGAGGGUAAUAGAAAAGGAGAAGUGAAUGAAUUGAAAAUAUUGGUCAAGAAUACUAUUAAUGAAAAGGAUGACAAAAAGAAAAGAGAAGUAGUUAAGAAGGUGAUUGCUUACAUGACAUUGGGUAGAAUCGAUGUUUCUAAAUUAUUCCCAGAAAUGUGCAUGGCUUCUUAUACUAAUGAUCUGGUAUAGAAAAAGAUGAUUUAUUUGUAUCUGACCACUUAUGCUGAGUAGAACAAGGAUAUGGCAUUCAUGGCUAUAAGUACAUUUCAAAAGGAUUGCAAACACAAUGAUCCAAAAAUUCGUGGAUUUGCAUUGAGAAAUCUGUGCUCGCUUAGAUUCAGUGGUGCAAUAGAAUUUCUAAUGCCUGCAAUAAAGGAGGCAUUAUCAGAUAUUGAUGCAUAUGUCAGAAAAACUGCAAUUAUGGGAUGUGUGAAAGUGUUCUACAUGCAACCAGAGCAAUUAAAUAAUAUCGAAGACUAAUUGUAUAAGAUGAUAAGUGAUAAUGAUCCUCUCGUGAUUAUAAAUGCCAUCCAUGCACUAAAUGAAAUAUUAGCACAAGAAGGCGGGAUGGCAUUAUCCAAAAAGAUGGUUGAUUACUUAAUAGGGAGAUUGAAAGAGUUUAAUGAAUGGGGAUAGGCUACCAUUUUAGAUGAGCUAUCUAAAUACUCCCCAAAGGAUGAUAAGGAGAUGUUCAACAUCAUGAAUUUCUUAGAGGAGAGAUUGAAACAUUCCUGCUCUGCAAUUGUUUUAGGAGUUAUCAAGGUAUUUAUGAACUUUACUAAAAACAAACCUCAAAUAUAUGAAUAAGUUAUCACCAGAGUCAAACUACCAUUAGUUACUUUGGCCUCAAUUAGUGAAGGCAACUUUGAAAUAAUGUAUACAAUUCUGUGUCACAUCAAAUAUAUUGCAUCCAAAGGAUAUAACUCAGUAUUUGCAUCUGAUUACAAAUCCUUCUAUUGCAGAGUUGAUGAACCAACCUACAUCAAAUUAAUUAAACUUGAAAUUCUAUCAUUGAUUGCAUGUGACUUCAAUUUAGGAGACAUGCUUAAUGAAUUAGGAGAGUAUGUUACCGACGUUGAUCAAGAAAUCUCUAAGAAAUCAAUCUAAGCUUUGGGUUCUAUUGCCAUAAGAUUACCAGACUUAGCAACUGCCAUUGUAAAAUAAUUAUCUUCCUUUGUUACUCUCUAAGAUUAUAUCACAAAUGAGGUCAUUCUUGUAUUCAAAGACAUCUUGAGAAAAGAACCGAAGCACGUUAAAGAUUGUUUGGAAAUUAUUCAAUCUGAUAACAUUACAGAUUCAAAUUCAAAAAUUGCAUUGAUUUAUAUUUUGGGCCAAUUUGGUAGCCAAAUCCCUUUGGCUCCUUAUAUUCUAGAAACAUACAUAGGGGCCUAGGAAUCAGUUGAAUUAAAGCAUACUCUCCUUACAUCUUGUUUGAAAGUGUUUUUCGUUAGAGCACCAGAAAUGCACUAAGUCUUGGGUAAGUUAUUCUAUGUAAUUAUUGAUAAUGAGAAUGAAGAUAUAGAUCUAAAAGAUAGAGCUGCAUUUUAUUACAGAGCUUUAAAUUCAAAUCCAACUGAAGUCAAGUAACUUUGGCAAUAUAGCAUCAAAGUUGAUAAAUUCCUUGAAGAAACUAUCAUAAAUAAAGAAGCUCUUCUAUUUGAAUUUAAUUCUUUGUCUGUCAUCUAUGAGAAAAAUGUUAACAAAUUCAUCAAACCGAUUGAGUACUUCAAUAAUCUAAGAAACAAAGAGUUGUAGGAUCUUAAUUAAGAACAACAACAAACUCAAACAAGUGCUACUUAAGAGUAGACCUCUGAUGUUAUUGACAAUCCAUAAUAGUAAACCUACAGCUAGACUAAUGAUCUCCUUGAAAUUUCUGAAUAACCUCAAUCGCAGAAUUAUCUGGGUGUUGAUAGCUUCAUAGUCAAUUUUACUAUUGAUGCUGAUCAUUUUGAGAAUAUGUGGACUAAUUUAAAUGACGGUGCUACCUUUACAAGAAUGUUAGUUCGAAAUGACAUUGCCAAUGAAACUACAAUUGAAUAAUUAUUCAAGUAAUACAGGCUGUAUAAUAUUGCAGCAGGAGAAGAGGAGAAUGUGUUGAAAAUGUAUUUCUAUGGAUCCCACUAAUGCUAAGUCUUUUUUGAAUUUGAGAUUAACAAGAAUCUUAGCACAGUUAUAUUAAAUACCAGAUCUGAAAUCGAAGAUCAAGCUUAUUUAGCAUCUAAAUAUGUUGAAGAUUUUCUUAAAUAAGUUCAUUUAAUUGAAUGA